UUUACAAUUAACACCGAUUUUAAACGGCAAUCAAAAGCCAUGUGUUUAUGAUUUGUAUCAUUAUUUCAAAGCGAAUAAAAAGUUUAAAAAGUAAUAAAAACUCUUUGAUUAUCACCUGGAAGUGGAUCCCCGAGACCAUGGAUGACGAGUUCAUAUCGUUUGUGAAUAUCUUCAUCCCUACGAAACUGUUUGUCGCCCCAAAGGGUGUGCUCUUCGGCUACCAUCGCCUCGACAAGAGGUCACUGAAUGUGAACAUAACGGCCACCACUUCGCUGAAGACUCGGAUCAGUUACCACUCGUCCCCUCCCGAAGAGAUAUCAGUGUUGGGCACCAUUGACACCGACCAGCCGGCCCUCGACGAUCGUAACGGCGCUAUCGGUGGCAGAGGUGGUGGUCAUCGGCAGCGACUGCUUACCGAUGAUAAUGGACUCAAUGGCGACCAUAAGAGCAAUCAGGAGGUGAUUGGCCGCCAGUUUUGGUGCGAAUUGCUGUUCGCAGACAACGAGUUGUCCCUCAAGUGCUGUCUUAUCGACGGCCGGCCCAUAAACGCCGGCGCCGUCACUCUCAUCCACUACGACACCCGAGACUUCAUGAGUAGUCAACUCUUUGGCAAAGAGGACGACACAGACAACAGGAUGGCUUUCGUUGAGUUCAUAAUAGACUCGUUGAAACAGACGUCAAACCUGUUUAAGACACACCUGUCCUCCGUGUUGAGCGCCGACUGUUCGCAAUUCCCGGUGCGCGUGUCGUCGGCCGCCAACCCCGCCGGCGGCACCGGUAGCCCACGGGAAGAGCUGCGACUAAUGCUUCCGCGACGGCUGACCUCAUCGUUCAUAGAGUUCCAGCACAACGCCGACCGCCGGCGCCGACCCCACAAAACGCACGUCCGGAACAAGUCUUGGUUCCCGAACCAGCGACAGAUCACUUCAGCCUUCAUGGACACCGUUAUGAUGACGACGACAGGCAAUCAGUUGCGAUACCGGUGCCAACAGUUCCGGCACUGUUGGCUGGCCCUCAAAGGGCUCCGGCAUAAGCGGAUUAGUGUCGAUGUGGGGAACGUGUUGUCGUCGGUGGCCAUCGACAUCAUACUCGGCGUUAUCACCACUUUAUUCCUCGUGUUCUACUCGUCGCCGUCCUAUUGGCUCGACGCGGCCCUCAAGCACACCGACAGCCUCGUCAAUGAAGUCCAGUCCCUACUGAACCUAUUGAUGGGAAUGCCGGCCGGCCUUAAGCUCAACCGUCCCCUCAACACAGCGUUGGGACAGUUCUUUCUGUACCACAUCUACCUCUGGAAGACUUAUAUGAUUAUCAUUAAGCCGUUGUUCGCCAUUACUGUGGAAACGCUUGUCUACUGCGGGGUCUUAGGCUUCACGUGCAUUAUAUCGGUGCUGUCCGACUUGGUAUCCCUGGCCACCAUUCAUAUAUACUGUUUCUAUGGCUACGCCGCGCGCCUGUAUGGCCUACAGGUGGUCGGGUUGAGCGCUUUGUGGCGACUAUUUCGCGGCAAAAAGUGGAAUCAGUUGAGGGCUCGAGUGGACAGCUAUUCCUAUGGGAACGACCAGCUCUUCAUCGGCACCCUGUCCUUCACGAUACUACUGUUCCUGUUGCCAACGGUGCUCAUGUACUACUUGGUGUUCCUGGUGCUCCGCGUGGUGACCCUCUCAUGCCAGGGGGCGCUGUGUCUGUGCAUUGAGUACAUGUCGUCGAUGCCGUUGUAUAUGAUAUGCCUGUGGAUCGUGGGCUCCAAGAAAGUGGCCGCACGGGUCAGCUUCGAGCUCAUCAUACCGACAGCGGCUGCCGGCGCCGUCGACUACUGUCCACCGACGGUCCAGUUGCUGCUGAGGACACAGAAAGUGCCGUUCCGUCAGGUGUUGGGCGCCAGGAAUGAGGAGAUCAAGAGCUCGCUGUCCGGUCCGCGAGUUUCGUGGUCUGACUUCAUUCAGUCUGUGAUUUGGGGCCGAAUUAUAUACCCCCUGUAG
Oppiella nova is the source of this 1979-nucleotide messenger RNA. NCBI's taxonomy places the organism in Eukaryota, Metazoa, Arthropoda, Arachnida, Sarcoptiformes, Oppiidae. The record is from the annotation of a GenBank genome assembly.